Aspergillus nidulans FGSC A4 is the source of this 1242-nucleotide messenger RNA. Its product is annotated as fatty acyl-CoA reductase. NCBI's taxonomy places the organism in Eukaryota, Fungi, Ascomycota, Eurotiomycetes, Eurotiales, Aspergillaceae. The record is from RefSeq and is a predicted model, not a curated record. The coding region runs from base 1 to 1242 and encodes 413 amino acids. The transcript has a single exon. Gene Ontology annotation, molecular function: alcohol-forming long-chain fatty acyl-CoA reductase (NADP+) activity; alcohol-forming very long-chain fatty acyl-CoA reductase (NADP+) activity.
AUGGCGCUGCAGAUGGUUUCUCCACAGCUGGAGGAGGUCAUGAAGAAAGGAUAUGCGGCGGCAUUCGAAGCUCACACUGUAUUCCUUACGGGAAGUACGGGGUCUCUCGGGGGAUGCCUUCUGUACAAACUGGCGCUGCAGCUCCCAACGCGAAAAAUAUUUGUUCUAGUGCGGGAAUCUUCCGAGACGGCAGUGAGAAAGUGGAGGAGGAGCAUGCCUUGUCAGGCGCAGGCGUUGCUGGGGUCGAAGAAGAUUCAUUUCAUUAUUGGAGACAUCAGGCAGCCAGAUUUAGGGAUCGAUUCCGGAGGUUUGGCGAGCUUGAGAGCGGAGGUCACUCUUGUUAUCCAUACGGCGGCCAAGAUUUCUCUCGAUUCGAGUAUUACGGAGGCACUUGAAAACAAUUGUUUCCCGUCCCUGGAGUUGGCACGGCUGGCUUCAUCGUUUAGGAAGCUGAAACUGUUUAUUCAGCUAUCCACGGCGUACGCCAAUAGUUUUCUGCCUGACGGGUAUAUCGGUGAACGUUUGUACGAUCUCUCGGAUGCAGACUGCGAGGAGGAGAUAGCGUCUAUUAAGCAGUCCGGCGAGUCCCCUCAUACGUCCCGGUUCUCAUCCUCGUACACUCACUCUAAGCACCUCAUGGAACGUCUGAUGUUGAAGCGUUAUCCAACUCUGCCUUUGUUGUUCGUGCGACCGACUAUCUUCGCUCGCGCCCUCCGACACCCAUAUCCACUAUACGGACUGGACGGCUCGCACCCAAUGGACAAGUUCGCCGACCUUUUGAUUUCAGACCGUGGAGGCAAGCAGACAUGGCAUGCAACCGAAGGGUAUGAGAGCGGUGCAAACGUUCUGGAUGAAAUUCCUGUCGACUUUGUUGCCAAUGCAUGUCUCUUGCAUGCUGCAGCAAAGACGCGGGGCAUUGUGCAGAUUGGGUCCGAGCUAUAUGUACAGCGAACAUAUGACGACUUUUUGAAGCUUCUACGAGAUCAUGCACCAACAAAGAUCCGGGAACAAUUACCGGAGAUCAUCUUUGUGCAAGAUAGGAAUAUCCCACAGCACUGGCUGGCCGAGCUCGUGAAGGUAGCAAGCCGCAACUGGUUGUUUGACUGUGGGAGAUCGUACUGGUUGAAGCAGAUGGGCGGGCCUCUGAGUUUGGCAGCGUGUGAACAUGAUGCAGAUCGUUUGCUCGUUGCACGGAUCGAGGAUGUCUACAAGAAACAUAUGAGACGGAUGGCGAAACUUUAG